GUUCUUAAGUAUCGCUACAACUAUAAUCCACCCAGUGGAGUCAAGGAUGCUGUAAUAUCUUUAGCAAAACAAUGCUUGUUAGAGAAAGGUGAAGAUGCCAAAGACAUAUCUCAGUGUCACCUGAAGGAUAAUGAUGUAAAAAUAACUGAUCUUUGGGAAUUAUGCCUUUUCAGGUCAUCUUGGCUCUCGCUGAGAAGUUUAAACAUUGCCCUCGUAACAAAUUCCUAUAGACUUAUGCACUUGAAAUCGGUUCAAGAUCUUAUAGAUUUUUAUGAGGAGCCGGUUGCAAAUGUAACGAGUUAUACGAAACUUUCUCGAAUGCAAUCUAAACCCGCCAACGUGUACAUGAUGGAGCAUGCGAGUAGAUUCCAUCCUGAAGAUAUAGAGGCGUGGCAUGGAGGGGUAACAGCGUUCCCUGGAAGUGGUGGCCGCGUUCUCGGACUACGCAACAAGCGUCUUCUUCGACAAUUUAAGCCAAAAUCUGACUGGUUCGACUACGAAGAUCAGACUUUCGACUACAGUCCACCCGAAAAAGAUAUGCCGUGGGACAGUGAAAUAGCACGCCGAAUGGAUAGGUAUCCUGACAAGCGAUUUGAUAUCAAAAGAAGGGUGUUCAUACGCACUAAGUGA
Molecule: messenger RNA, 630 nt
Organism: Ostertagia ostertagi
Lineage: Eukaryota; Metazoa; Nematoda; Chromadorea; Rhabditida; Trichostrongylidae
Source: the annotation of a GenBank genome assembly